Molecule: messenger RNA, 1396 nt
Organism: Elgaria multicarinata webbii
Lineage: Eukaryota; Metazoa; Chordata; Lepidosauria; Squamata; Anguidae
Gene: SHLD3
Product: shieldin complex subunit 3
Exons: 2
Coding region: 215-955 (246 amino acids)
Biological process (GO): positive regulation of double-strand break repair via nonhomologous end joining; negative regulation of double-strand break repair via homologous recombination; positive regulation of isotype switching
Source: RefSeq, a predicted model, not a curated record
CGUGAAGGGGGAAGACCCUGAGCGGCGCGGCUGAGGCGAUGGACGUUAUGCAGCCCAAGCAGGAGCAUCUCCUGGCCCUGAAAGGUCCUGUUUUAUCUUCUGAUCUGCACAACACACGGCAAAAGAUACUUUAAAGUGAUAACAUCUUAUUAGUGGUGAUGCUCCUGAGCAAGAAACUUUUAAAGUAAGAACAUGUGGACUCCAUUGUACAAGCAUGGAGGUGGUUCUAUACUAUCGACCAUGGCAAAGGGAUCCCGCAGCAUUGCAAAAAAUUGCAGAAGAGGCACUGAAGGAAUUUUCUGUUCGACAGCUACCAAGAUUCAUACCCUGGUUUCCAAAUGACUUGUGCAAACUUCCCUUCAAGCCUAGAAGAAAACCUCCAGUUAUUUCUGUUGAAGAAGCAGAAAAAGUGAAACGACACCUCACAACCGUAGAAAGUGUUUGUUGUUCCCCGUCUUAUGACUGUACAGAAGGGCUUAAGGAAUUUCAUGCUGAUAGAAAAACUGGACAGUAUUUACAAGCUGAAUAUGGAAAAAAUGAUUUGAGCAAUUUGGGAAAACAAUCAGCAAAUGGCAGACAGAACCUGAGGAGAUCUUGGAGUGUGUCUGUUUCCAACUCUAAGCUUAAAGACCAGAUUCUUCCUUUAUCUAGAGAACUGCAGAGCACUUUAGAAAAAUUAAAGCUACAUGCAUUCUAUAGAGCACAGUGGAUAAUUGAACCAUCCACUUUUAAUAAUCAAACUUUGGAAGAUAUUUGGAUAAAGCUCAACAGGAUGAUCAAACACAAUGAACUGCCAUCUUGUAAUGCUACAAUCCAGAGACAUGAAAGCCAGAUUUCGAUUUUCUGUGACAUACUGUACAGUGAAUAUGUUGCCAAUAAUCUUAGAGAAAAAUUAAACCUAAGGGGGAAAAUGAAUUUGUUUGUUCACAAAUAUGGGAUCAUACAUAGUUUGUAACUUUGGUUCAAAAAGAGGCAAAGCUGUUUUCUCUAAAAUAUUCUGUUUUAAACACACAUUUAAGAAAACCACAAGUUUUAACAAUAAUGAAAAAAACACCUACCUAGCCUACUGCUUAUGAGCUAAGUCAUGCCUCCUAGGGAUGUGUCCUUUGAACAGAAAUGUUGUUUUUUUAAAACCCUAAUGGAUGCAGUGCAAAUUGGAGGCAAAGCUAUUACAUCCUCUCAAAUGAACUGAUCACCAUGAGACUGGAUUAUGCUUUGUUCUAAACUCUCCAAAAUCUAUGACUUCUUCAGGAGAUAUCCUUUGUAAGAAUAAUGCCAUGUGUGAGAGUAAUCCCCUGAAAGAAUUGACAUUUUACAUCUGUCAUUACCUCAUUUGUGUUUGAAAUUAUUUGUCUAAAGUUACUGAAUAAUAAAGACAAAGGUUGUUUGUGCCGGA